AUGUGGAUUCUUGAGAGCGAUGGCGACGUUUUCCAAGCCCUGGUAGCCGAGGGCGAUGGUACCAACCCUCAGAAGCGAUCGCUCGUCACCGUCGAGGAUCUGAAGACAAAAAUAGGUACUUUGGUCAACGGGAAGCAGAUCAAGGGCGAGCGAUUCAACCUCAUCAAGGAUGCAAACGAGAUUAAGCUCGGCCAUUAUCGAGAAACCUUCCGCUUUUCGUUUAGUAAAACGGAGCUGGAAACAGACCCGUGGGCUGUCGUCCGCCAGAAAAUCGAGCCUUUCGAUGUCAAGUACAUCGCGGAGUAUGACCAUAUCAACACCACACACGUCGUCAGCAAGAGGCGCAACACGUCCAAGGUGCUACAGGCGCUCAUUACUGGCAAGUAUAUCGUGGUUGAGGGAUUCAUGGAGGCCAUCAUCGAAGCAGCCACGCCGAGGGCUGGAGAUGUGGACAGUGUCCAGCUCAGUGCGUUGGAAAUGGACUUCGAUGCGAACUGGCCCGAGGCUAUGCGAUACCUGCCGCCAAAGGCCGAUGCCCCGGGCGCUGACCGACUGGAUGACUUCUUUGCGCCUGAUGAGAGACGACGGAACAUUUUCGACGGUUACACUUUCGUCUUCUACGAAAGAAAGCGCUUCGAAGAGUUGCACCCUGCCAUUACGAGUGGCAAAGGAAAAGCUCUCCUAAGUGAAGUGGUACCGGGCCUCACGAGUACCGACGAGUUCAUACGUUAUGUCAAAGGGAUUGCUGGAGAGAAAGGCCUGGGAGAGUUCGAGGAUGGCAGUGAAGGCAAGGGCGUUGUAGUAGUGCGCUAUACGCCCCCGCCCGACCAUGAGAAAGCGGAGUGGUAUCUGAGCUUCUACAAUCAGGUCGCGCUGCGGCUGGAUCAUCGUCCGGUCGAGCCGAGAGACUUCCUCCCUGCCAUCCUCGAUGUUGAUCCGAGCCAACUGAGACGGCCGUUGGAGUUCGAUUCGACCCAGCCGGAGCAAGCCGGGCAAUUUCCAAAUCAGGCCGCCAACAGCGAAAACAAUAAUUUACCAAUGGACGUUGACGAAGCCAGGGAGGGAGUCGCCAUCGAGGACUCGCCGCCGCAACCACCCAAAACGCGCAGGCGAGACCGCCGUGCUCCCAAGAGUAGAUUCAAGGGCUUCGACACUGGAAUAGACGAAGACGAGGAGGAGCUCGAUCCUGCGUCCCGACUCAGCGUAGCUACAGAGACAUCCCAGGGAAUGUUCAUGACGCAGCCGGCAGAAGUAUCCGCUGUCGCAACCCUGUCGCAGCGCAAGCGGCCGUUUUCAGAACCCGAUCGCGACAUCAUGGAAGACGUCGCACCCACGGCUGCAGCCAUCAAGCGUCGCCGCCUCGAGGCUGCCGAAGCAAACACCCCACCAAAGGACCAAACGCCCCCGCCGGAGCAAGAUGAGGCGCCUGAGCCUCAGCCUCAACAACAGAGGGGCAGUGGCCGAGGCAAGGCAGCAGCCGGCGGAAGGAAAGGCAACAAGAAUGUCCGUCAAGACGAGGAUAUUCUCGAUCUUGCUAUCCAGUAUCGGGAGGAGGAGGAAGCGAACGCGCAGGCGGAGCGCGAACGCCUGGCACGGGAGUUGCGGGACGGUGACAUCGACUACGAAGCGAUACGGCGGCUAACGCUCGUGGAACCCAUGAACAUUCGGCGGCCGCAGGAACACCGAACACGGGAGCAGGAUAUCCAGGAGGGGCGGUGGGACCCACGAUGGAACGGGCGGAAGAAUUUCAAGAAGUUCCGCAAACAGGGCGAGACUGCUGGAAGACCGCAGCAGAGGGUGAUAAUGUCGCUCAAGCCAGCUCGAGUAAGAGUGCACGGCAUUGGUAACGACUACUGGCUUGAGGAUGGAGGCGCACAAGGCCGCAGGAGCAAGGGUACGAGCCAGGCGGCGAACAGCCAGGACGAGGCUGGGCCUAGACCGACAGUGGGGCGUAGCCAGCGGCCAACAAGCAGAGCAAAGGAGAGAGACAGCUAUGCCAUUGGGAGUGAUGACAGCGGUAACAGUGAGGCUGACGCUGGCAACGAUAACAGUUCGCUGCCCGACGUCAUGGAGAUGGACGCUGACCGUGAGCCUGCGAGGAGCAAGAAGGGCAAGGCAGCUACGAGACAGAGCCAGGCGGCAGCGCGGAAGACGCGGAACGAAACGCAAGCCCUGCCGUCGAAGUCGCAGAAGAGGAGUGCUGUGGGCUUGCCCGCGGCGGAGAAGCCAGCCAAGAGGCGGGCGGUACGUUCAGCGAGGGCAACGGCGGAGGAGAGCGAUGAAGAGGACGAUGAAAGCGAUGAUGGGCUGAACUUCAGAUUUGGCAGGCGCAGGUGA
This is a messenger RNA of Diaporthe citri, 2337 nucleotides long. RefSeq lists its product as uncharacterized. Bases 1 to 2337 code for a protein of 778 amino acids. Lineage: Eukaryota; Fungi; Ascomycota; Sordariomycetes; Diaporthales; Diaporthaceae. The record is from RefSeq and is a predicted model, not a curated record. Gene Ontology annotation, molecular function: protein binding; damaged DNA binding. Gene Ontology annotation, biological process: mitotic G2 DNA damage checkpoint signaling; double-strand break repair via homologous recombination. Gene Ontology annotation, cellular component: Mre11 complex. The transcript has 5 exons.